This is a messenger RNA of Sebastes umbrosus (honeycomb rockfish), 1948 nucleotides long. It is a transcript of the gene opn7d, whose product is annotated as opsin 7, group member d. NCBI's taxonomy places the organism in Eukaryota, Metazoa, Chordata, Actinopteri, Perciformes, Sebastidae. The transcript is spliced from 6 exons. The coding region runs from base 120 to 1319 and encodes 399 amino acids. Gene Ontology annotation, cellular component: membrane. Gene Ontology annotation, biological process: G protein-coupled receptor signaling pathway; visual perception. Gene Ontology annotation, molecular function: G protein-coupled receptor activity. The record is from RefSeq and is a predicted model, not a curated record.
GUGUCCGUCCCUCCUCUCUGUCUCCUUGUCGGUGUCUGGCCAAGCUCCUCUCCUCUCUGUCCUGCUCUCCACCUGGCCUCCAUGAGUUUAACAGAGGACAAGCCAUUCCUCCCUGGAAGAUGGGAAAUGCUUCAGACACAUCUGCUGUGUUUGCCUCCACCAUCUCCAAGGAGCACGACAUCCUCAUGGGCUCACUCUACAGCGUCUUUUGUAUACUGUCCCUCAUGGGCAACUGCAUUCUGCUACUUGUUGCAUAUCACAAGCGGUCGACCUUGAAGCCAGCUGAGUUCUUCAUCAUUAAUCUCUCCAUCAGUGACCUUGGGAUGACACUCUCUUUAUUCCCACUGGCAAUACCGUCAUCUUUUACACACAGGUGGCUGUUUGGAGAAAUCACCUGUCAGCUCUAUGCUAUGUGUGGAGUAUUGUUUGGUUUAUGCAGCUUGACCAACCUCACAGCCCUCUCCUUAGUGUGCUGCCUUAAAGUCAGCUUCCCCAACCAUGGUAACAAGUUCUCCUCGUCACACGCCCGCCUCCUGGUCGUUGGAGUUUGGUGUUACGCGUCCGUGUUUGCUGUGGGGCCCUUGGUACAGUGGGGGCGUUACAGUCCUGAACCUUACGGCACAGCCUGCUGCAUUGACUGGCAUGCACCCAACCACGAGCUUUCAGCUUUGUCCUACAUUGUUUGCCUUUUCCUCUUUUGCUAUGCACUGCCCUGCACCAUCAUCUUCCUCUCCUACACUUUCAUUCUGCUGACGGUGCGGGGGUCGCGGCAGGCCGUCCAGCAGCAUGUGUCACCACAGACCAAGACCACCAAUGCACACGCUCUCAUUGUCAAGCUGUCAGUAGCAGUAUGUAUAGGCUUCCUGGGUGCCUGGACUCCAUAUGCUGUCGUGGCCAUGUGGGCUGCUUUCGGAGACGCCACACAGGUUCCUCCCGACCUGUUCGCCCUCGCCGCCGUGUUUGCCAAGUCUUCCACUAUCUACAACCCUAUGGUCUACCUGCUGUGUAAGCCCAACUUUCGUGAGUGUCUCUACAGAGACACCUCUAUCUUAAGGCAGAGGAUCUACAGGGGGAGUCCGCAGUCAGAACCGAAAGAACGUUUCGGAUCGACCUCGCAGCGCAACAAGGACAUGAGCAUCUCCACGCCCUUCUCAAAUGGACAGCAGGAGAGCUACGGGACGUGUCUGCACUGCACUGAGAACGCAGUGCCGUGUCAUGUGACGACACCCAAAAGGACUGCCUGCAUCCUGACAGGAUCCACCUACACAGAGGUGACAGUUAGCCAACGCUCUGCAAAACCACAGGCUGAUUUCCUUUAGUGGUACAACCGCCUUCUUUCAUGAUGCAAACUAGACAGAGCAGGUGCUCAGAAAGACAAAGGGACUACUGGGCAAGGACAAAUUAAAAAAAAAAAUCACCUCAGACGAUUUUCCACAGAAAUGAUGAGUGUAAUGUCUUGAUGCCUACGUCUGUGUCAGCUUGUUUUCUGUUUCAUUUUAAUGUGUUUAAAUGAUUUCUUUAUGUUUUUGAUUAGCAUAAAUUGACAGAGGUGCAUACACGGAAGUGUCUAUAAUCUCUAAUGCAUAUUAGAUUAUAGAUGCUCAUUUUUGUCUUCUACUUCCUAUUUUCUAUAUUUAUGUGUAUUUACUGUAAAAAUGAAGCCAUCGAUUCAAAUAAAUUAAUCUUUGGAUUUUAAUCAGCUAUAAUGACAACCACGUCUGAUCCUGCACAUAUGCAUCAAAAGACUGAUAAUUCGUGUUCCCCUAAAAACAGAACGUAAACAGCAUUUUGCUAUAUUUAAUUCUGCUCUCCCUUUUUAAUGUGGUACUGUCCUGUGUGGCUUCAUGUGUGCAUAUAAAGAAAAGCAAACUGUAUGUGUUGAUAUCAUUAUUAAAAGCAAAUUCUUGUGCAGCUUUAUUUACUAAAGAAAUAAAAACAUUGAAUCAUC